AAAUAUUGCCUCCUUUUCAGGCGUCGUGAAGCUGCUGUAAUGGUAAGAGUGGGCUGGAGUAAACAUAACAGAAAACGACUUGUUGAUGUUAAAGUGGGAGUUCGGGGAAGGGGAACCACAAAUUGAUGGGGAAACAAGACUUUUGCACAAUAUCUGUUCCGCCCUUUUGCUCGGUGCGUAGCUAAAAUCAGCCACGGCAGAGACGAAUCUUUCGUCCAGCUAUGCUAGCUUUAGCGGAAGAAUUUAUGCUAGUUGUCAAACGUGCGUAACAGCGAGCUAAAGUAGCCUGACAUUGUUAGCGCAACACUUUGUAUUAUUUAAAAAAAAAUUACUACCAGAUAACGUUAAUAGUACGUUUACAGAUAAACGCCCCAUAAUGAACAAAAAGGAGAAAUAUGCUAAGCUAAAGGCAAGACACUAACGUGACGUUAAGCCUAGCGUUGACACGCAACAGCCCUGUUGUCAGAUCCCGUUCUCUUUUAAUGUUAAGUGCAGACCAGCUGCCAACUUAGUCUAUUCUUUUCAACGCGGAUUUUCUAGUUUGUCCUUACUUCUUCCCACAGUAGGAAGACAUAAGAUGAUGAAACAGGGGGAUGAGGCAAGACAGAUGAGGUAAAUCAAAUGUUCAAAAGCCAAACUAAAUGACCCAAAUCAGGGAGAAGGAAAGUAGGGGGAAAGGCGAGACGUGGAUGAUGAAUUUAUUAAUAUGGAUGGAUGAGGGGAAAUAAAGAGGGUAAAGAGAGCUGAGCGGAUGGCAAGCGGGGAGAAGGUUUAGGAGAGGCGGGGCAGAGGAGAGGAAAAGGGGUGGGAUGAAGGAGAGAGGUAUUUGGAGACAGGCUCAGGUGUGCGUGACUGGAAAACGGAGGGAGCUCGGAGGAUGCACAGACGUUGGACUACAUAUCAUCGGCAGUAUCUUUUCUCUGUGAUACUAACUUAAAGCCUACUUAUCAAGCGGGACCGUGCCUAUGACGGCAGAGAGACAUAUAUUUCAAUAAGGUUGCACUGCUGCACCUGUUUUGACUGUUGCAGUGAUGUUCCAACCUUGAAAUCUGCGAGAAAGAAAUACCAGGAGAAAGGCAUUCAUUGAAGUUAUCCAUUCUCAAUAACUCCUCUGUGCCACAAGCUCUUGCAAUGGCCAAGAAAAGUGUUUCUCAGACAAGUAGUUUCCUGUGACGGCUCUACACAACACAUUUGAGAUCUGCUUCUCCUUUGUUACCUCAACGGACCAAGAUGAUGCUUUGGCUGCUGCUAGAUCUCUCCAUUUGGGUGGGAUCUUAUCAAGCUGACUCUGCCCAGUCUGAACGGCGGGUUGUAGCACACAUACCUGGAGACAUUAUCAUUGGAGCGUUGUUCUCCGUCCAUCAUCAGCCUCCUGCUGACAAGGUACAUGAGCGCAAGUGUGGUGCGGUGCGAGAGCAGUAUGGUAUCCAGAGGGUAGAGGCCAUGAUGCACACACUAGACCGCAUCAACGCUGACCCUCACAUCCUUCCCAACAUCUCCCUGGGCUGUGAGAUCCGGGACUCCUGUUGGCACUCGGCUGUGGCUCUGGAGCAGAGUAUCGAGUUCAUACGGGAUUCGCUAGUCUCUUCUGAUGACGCAGAGGAGUGGGGUGGAGGAGGCCCCUGGGGAGGAGGGGGAGGAGCUGGAGGAGGCGGAGGAGCCGGAGGAGCCGGAGGAGCAACGAUGAAGUGUGCAGACCCCUCUGCCACUCCAAUGCGGGGGAAGAAACCCAUUGUGGGUUUAAUUGGACCAGGGUCAAGCUCAGUUGCCAUUCAGGUCCAGAACCUUCUACAGCUGUUCAACAUACCACAGAUUGCCUACUCUGCCACCAGUAUGGACCUCAGCGAUAAGAGCCUUUAUAAGUAUUUUAUGCGGGUGGUGCCUUCAGAUGCCCAACAGGCAAGAGCUAUGGUGGACAUUGUCAAGAGAUACAACUGGAGCUACGUGUCUGCUAUACACACUGAAGGCAACUAUGGUGAAAGUGGGAUGGAAGCGUUCAAGGACAUGGCAGCCAAGGAGGGCAUCUGUAUUGCCCACUCUGGCAAAAUCUGGAGCAAUGCUGGAGAGCAGAGCUUUGAUCGGCUGCUGGAGAGACUGAGGGGCCACCUGCCCAAGGCUAGGGUGGUGGCAUGUUUCUGUGAAGGCAUGACUGUCCGCAACAUCCUCAUGGCCAUGAGACGCCAGGCACUGGUAGGAGAGUUUCUACUCAUCGGCAGUGAUGGAUGGGCGGACCGGUAUGAUGUAACAGAUGGCUUUGUUAGGGAAGCUGCGGGUGGUAUUACCAUCAAGCUCCAGUCGGCUGAUGUGAAAUGGUUUGAUGAAUACUACCUUAAACUUCGUCCUGAAAACAACCUCAGGAACCCCUGGUUUCCAGAGUUCUGGCAGCAUCGUUUCCACUGUCGUCUUAAAGGUCACCCACAGGAGAGCAGCAAAUACAACCGCACCUGUAGCAAGCGAGAGUCGCUUCGGCAGCAAUAUGCACAGGACACUAAGAUGGGGUUUGUCAUUAAUGCCAUCUACUCAAUGGCAUAUGGCCUGCAUAACAUGCAACGGGCACUCUGCCCAGGCUAUCAGGGACUGUGUGAUGCCAUGCGACCUAUAGAUGGUGCUACACUGCUAGACUUCUUGAUGAAAACCAACUUCACCGGCGUGUCAGGGGAGGGAAUCUUAUUUGAUGUAAACGGAGACUCACCUGGCAGGUAUGAAAUAAUGAACUUCAAAAAGAUGGGGAAGGACUACUACGACUACAUUAAUGUUGGCAGUUGGGACUACAGAGGCUUGAAGAUAGAUGAUGAUGAAAUCUGGCCCAACAGAGACGGCAUAAUCAAGUCAGUCUGCAGUGAACCCUGUGACAAAGGACAGAUUAAGGUGAUCCGUAAAGGGGAGGUGAGCUGCUGUUGGACAUGCACUCCCUGUAAAGAAAAUGAGUUUGUGUUCGACGAGUACACCUGCCGAGCCUGUGAACUGGGCUCCUGGCCUACUGAUGAUCUCACAGGCUGUGACCUAAUCCCAGUGGAGUAUCUGCGGUGGGGAGACCCCGAACCCAUUGCUGCUGUGGUCUUUGCCUGCCUCGGUUUAAUGUUCACACUCUUUGUCACUGCAGUCUUCAUCAGGUUCCGGGACACCCCAGUCGUAAAAUCUUCCAGUAGGGAGCUGUGCUACAUAAUACUGGCAGGGAUCUGCCUAGGGUACCUGUGUACCUUCAGCCUCAUAACCAAACCCCAUGUCAUCCACUGCUACCUCCAACGACUAGGAAUAGGCCUGUCACCUGCCAUGAGCUACUCUGCGCUUGUCACCAAAACAAACCGCAUUGCUCGGAUCCUGGCAGGCAGCAAGAAGAAGAUCUGUACAAAGAAACCUCGCUUCAUGUCUGCCUGUGCUCAGCUCAUCAUUGCCUUUGUCCUCAUACUGCUGCAGCUGGGCAUCAUUGUGGCUCUCUUCCUCAUGGAGCCACCUGCGGUGAUCAAUGACUACCCUAGCAUCCGCCAAGUUGUCCUCAUUUGCAACACCACUAACCUGGGCGUGGUUGCUCCGCUGGGAUACAAUGGCCUGCUCAUCCUCAGCUGCACCUUCUAUGCCUUCAAGACCCGCAAUGUCCCAGCUAAUUUCAAUGAGGCUAAGUACAUUGCCUUUACCAUGUACACCACCUGUAUUAUCUGGCUGGCCUUUGUACCCAUCUACUUUGGCUCCAACUACAAAAUUAUCACCAUGUGCUUCAGUGUCAGCCUCAGUGCCACUGUGGCGCUGUGCUGCAUGUUUGUACCCAAGGUGUACAUCAUUCUAGCCAAACCAGAGCGCAACGUGCGCAGUGCCUUUACCACUAGCACAGUGGUGCGCAUGCACGUGGGCGACGGCAAAUCAUCCUCAGCCGCCAGCCGUUCUUCUAGUCUGGUUAAUCUGUGGAAGCGCAGAGGCUCCACUGGAGAGACACUCAGCUCCAACGGUAAAUCAGUGUCUUGGGCGCAGACUGAGCGCAGCGGUUCACGUGGCAACCACCUGUGGCAACGGCUGUCGUUCCACAUCAAGAAGAAGGAGAACAAUCAGACUGCCGUCAUCAAGCCCUUCUCCAAAACUUUGGAGGAGCGUUACUGUGGAGGGGGGGACCUGCCUCCACAUGUCCCUCUGCCCUCCCUCCCAUCCAUGUCCUCCUUGUCCAUUCAUCCUGACUCUGGCACAGACAAGACCCUGUAUGAGCUCUCUGAAGCCGAGGAACACUACUCGAUCACAUACCGGCCACAGACGCCCUCACCAAUCAGCACAGUCAGCCAGAGGCUUGGGGCAGGCGUAGGGGAGGAGCCCCCGAUGACUGGUAUUCCAAACUACCCGAGUAGCGUUUGCAGCGGCAGCAGUGGCGGCGGCAGCAGCAGCAGUUGCGGUCCUACCAGCAGCGGCUCGCUGGUUGUGGGGAAUGACGGUCGUUUAGUUGUUGUGGACGAUCACCCUGGAAAGGCACAAAGUUCACUGAUGGAUCAGAUCAGCUGCGUGGUAAACCGUUUCACCGCCAACAUCUCCGAGCUCAACAGCAUGAUGUUGUCAUCCUCUCCAACGCACUCACACACACACAAACACACGCCUCCCCCUCCUCACCCCGUCGACCCAUAUCUGUUGCCCCAUGAAAUCCAGAUGCCACCGACCCUCACCACCUACGCUGACGUCCAGCCCCUCCCACCUGUCGAGUCCAGCUUCGGGGGCCGGAGUGGCUGCCUUGCACACCCUAUUCCUCAUUCGCCUUACCCCCUGCCGCCUCCUCACGCCCAGAUCUCACCUUCUCUCUCCCCCAUGCGAGGAGGCCUGAUCACCUGCCCCAGCAAUUCCCCUCUGAGGGGGGAGUUGGAAGAGGAGCUUAUUGCUUUGACUCCGCCGUCGCCUUUCCGCGAUUCCUUGGCAUCUAGUAGUAGCUCACCUAUCUCAGAGACGGAUCUGUGUCUUCCCCCAGUCCCGUCCCAUCCUCCCCCCUCUCCCCCUUCGCCUCGGUACAGCAGCCUGACACUCAGAAACUACAACCAGAGUUCAUCCUCACUGUGAGGCAGAGAUAACAAGUAAAGAAAACACAGAAUUGAAGAGGAGUGCUCAUAAACAACACGGUCAAAAUGAGUAAAGAGUAUGGGAGGAUGGAAAGGCUGAAAUCCAUUCCACCCUACGUGGAGUAAAAACCUGAAGUAAAGGAGUCAUGGAGGGCUGGUUGGUGAAGACACCAAGUUGCGACAGUCUGCUGCUGUGUUUGUGUUUACAUGUCUGCAGUGAGAUGCAAGUAUAAGAAGCUUACCCACGUUGUAUUUUCUUAGUGCAGUUUUUCACAAGUGGGGCGGAAAGAACUGCAAAAAGGGCCACUAUGUUGUUUUGGUGUCUGUUAAAUCAGAAAUCAUCAAUCUCGAAGAUCUAGAGCUACGUAUCAUUUAGGUGUUUGGGUAGUGGCCUUAAGGUAACAUGGCUAUCAACUAAUUAGAAUGUGAGUGUGUGUGUGUGUGUGUGUGUGUGUGUGUGUGUGUGUGUGUGUGUGUGUGUGUGUGUGUGUGUGUGUGUGUGUGUGUGUGUGUGUGUGUGUGUGUGUGUGUGUGUGUGUGUGUGUGUGUUUGCUGUAUCUUCGUAAAUGAGAUGUAAUGGCAACAAGACAGCAAAGAGUAUUGAUAAGGUAAGCCUCCUAAAGCCUGUACUGACUAAACAAAGGCUAUCAAAGGGCACAUAUAUAUUUGCUACACAUACACAAACACACACACAAAGGUGUGAGCACAUACAAAAAUACAAAGGGAAAAAACACUGUAAAUACAUGAGAGCUCAUGGAUUUUUUCUUAGGUGAUAAAAUCCAACAUGCUUCUGGAAAAAAAAAAGUGCAUUGUGCUAACGUACCAGACUGUAUGUUACUCUGAAGAACUCAAAAUUAUCUUUUUAUUCAUUCAGCUCUACAAUCUGUUCCCUCUACAUAGCAUUCUUUUCCUCAGUCCCUCUUUCUCUCGCUGCUUUCUUUGAUUCUGCCAGUAUGUCAGUUUGUUUUCUUCAGAAGUUUGAAUGUAUAUUUUCUACAUCAUUCAGUAGUAGCUAAAGCAGUUGGGACCAAACCUUUUGUACCUCUCUGUCUGUGACUCGAGAAAGAGGGUGAGGAGGGAUUGACAAGGCCAGGCCUUGUUUUACCAUAAACAUCUUAGUCAUUAAAAUUGUGUUCAUGUGGAUUAUUGGUAAAAAUCUCAAAGCUUAUUGUGUAACAUUUGACAAACCAUAAAGUAAGGCUCAGCUGGAUCCCACUCUCUGUAAUGAUAGAGCAAAAUGACUUUUGCGCUAUACAAUGUGUUACUUUGUUUCCUCAAAGACAGUGCUUUAAUUCGGAUUAAUCAUCACAAUCAUUUAUUGUGUUAGUGGGCACAGAUUCAAGCUGGGAGAACUUUUGCCAGGGUCAUCUGUUGCACAGGUACAAUUAUAUUUAUGAACUUCUCUACUCUUUUCAGACAAAGAGGGGCAGAACAACAAAAGAGGUCCUUAUCAACUAGACAGAUACGAGAGUGGCAUCAAUCUUCUUAUCUCGCUCUCAGCAAGAAAGCUAAUCAGUGAAUUGCCAAAAUGUCAAUCUGUUGUUUUGAAAUAAGGCCUCAAGAGACUAAUCUCAAAUGUCAUAAUUCCUGGAUUGGGAAAAAUGUUGUGAGUGAACGUAAUCCAAGUGGUAAUCACAUUAUUUUUCAAAAGGUAUUUGGCAAUAGUAGUAUAUGAUUGCAAUAUUCAAUAUGAGAUGUUUAUACAAUCAUAAAUGUCUGUGUAAAUGGGUAAACAGAACUUGCAAAAGACUGCAAAACUGUUCUAACUAAUCUAAUUUGGCUAUUUAAAUUUUGAGUUGAAAAUGUAUGCCGUUAAAUGGAAUAUAUUAUAUUCACAUGUGCCAACAUUUAUUAAAACAGAAUUUGUGAGUACCCAGAAUAGUACUGGGAUAUAAAAAACAAUGUGCCAAAGAAUGCAUUCACUAAGAUGCUUUUGAGAAAGUGGGCCCUGGCUUUGUGACAGCUUCCUCCACAGAGGAAAGACUCACAAACAUAUUGAGAUAUUUUGUUUGAUGAAUACAGCAAAGACAUGGACUAGUAUAUCUGACUUCAUUAAAGAUAAUUAGACUUUUGGUAUCACAGCAAAUCAAAUCAGUACAUCACUUUAAAAUGUUGCCUGUGUAUUAUUGUCCAUCAUGAUCUCCAUGUUUUUUGCGGCUGACCGAUGCAGAUGCAGUCCAGUGUCUGAUUUCUCCUUGUGAGUGUAGUAUUUGUGUUCUACAGUAGCCAGCAAGAACAAACUCAGACAAAGGGAUUCUGUAAAUAAUAAGGGCAUGCAAAGACAGUUCUGUUUUGUUUCAGAUGAAAAUAAAUUUAUUACAUAUCAACAAAGGUGAAAAAAAUGAAGAAAAAAAAAACAUGUUUUUGAACUAUGUUAUAACAUACAGUACCAAUAUGUGUUACGACUAAGAAACUGUGUUACUACUCUGAAUGUGUGAGUGACCAUUCCUAUUCAAAUGUCUUGUAAUUCAACAUUAUAAUAUUAUGAAUAUUGUGCCAAAGGGGUUAGGGAGGGUCUAUCUUACUAGCUUGUGGGUAAAUAAGUGGUUUCAUAAAGAAAUUUAAAUGUAAAACUGUUUCUAUUGUUUUGGAUAUUUUCUACAUAAAUACUCCACACUUUCCAGUGUAAAAGCAAUAGUAUCCAUUCGUAUUCAAGGUGCACAUCUGAAGGGUUUCUUAAAACAGUCUUUUAGAUUGUUGAUCUCUUUCAUCUUCUCUUAAUCUCUGGUUGACUAUAGACCUUUUUCACAGCAGACAUUUUGACUUGUCAUAGUAGGAAAAGCACAGCUCAAAUUUAAAACCUUAACAAUGGCUCAAUUCCAUCCAGAGUCCCAGUAAGCUAUUUCAGCAAGUCAGCAUGCACAUUACCAGGGUCUCUCCUAAGUGGAAUGCAGCCAUCAUUAAAGGUUUUGAAUACACCUGUGCUUUUUCUACUAUGACAUGUCAAUAUUUCUGCCGUGAAAAAUGUAUAUUCAGCAAGGAAGAUGGCAGGUAGAUGAGUAGACAUUUUUCUUUAUUUAAUGAGAGUGAUACAUUUAGUAAUUCUAGUAACAAAGAAAGUGUUGUCUUUUCAACUCCGGGCUUGUAGUUCCAAACUUUUAGUUAAUUAAGACCAAACUUGGUCUGGUGUGCUCAAAGUAGUUGCAGUAUCAUGUCUCUACAACAAGACAAUAAACUUCUUCUUUGGUCCCAAAUGAAAAAAAGAAGUGGGUAUGUACAAUCAGCAUCUGGAACUUUUGCUUAUGAGAGGGUUCUUAUGUACACAGAGAAAAGCAUGAAAGGAGAACUGUUGAUCCUAAUUGUUGAUAUAAUUGGUUCUUGUCUCAAAGUGCUGUCUGUGUACCAUUACCUCUACGUCUACUCAUCUCAUUUUAAUAAUCGAGGCCCUGACCUGUUGUCAGACAAUGAACCAGGGUUGUUGCUGAGAUGUUAUCGGGGAGAGGUUGUUUUGUGUGCUGCUGUCGCUGACAGUGUUUAAGACAUGCUGCGAGAGGAACAGGGAGCUUGCUUCAGCACUUCAGCUGCGUGUUCUCAGCCCCCCUGGGGGAGGCUCGACAGUUGUGUGCUACCUCUGCAGAAAAAGACUGGAUCAGGGCUUUCAUCUACUGCUGUCUUUUAUUCUCUUUAAGGGCUCAGUUCUGUGACAUCUUAUAUUAAAAUCAAGUAGUCAUUAAAAAGGACUUUGCUUGUAAGGGUACCGGCUUGUUAUAACAUUGGCAGAGAAUCAUGGCCUCAUUGUAUAUUUAGUGUAAAAAAAAUAAUGCAGGUAUUGACUUGUAAGAUCAACAUAAACUCACAGAACCACAGGGAGAUAGAAAUUAAUUGUUGAUAGUCAUAUAUUGUAGCAUACCAUUUCAGGCCAUGUUACAUUUGAAUCCAAUUUCUUAAGUUAGUAAUCGUCCCUGUAUGGAAACAAAAGAAGUCAAGCGACAAUGCUAAUGCAGACAGGAUAGUUUGCUUUCUGCACUGACGUCAGUGCUCCACAUUUUACCUGAAGGAUCACAAAAAGCUACCACUCAUAAUAAUCUGGGGUGAUCUCAGUAAUAGAUAUGUCCCCUCAUAUUCAAGCCAAAACAUGAUGAUGAUGAUGAUGAGUAAAAUCUUCACCAGGAAGAUGAUCUCCUGAUGAUUUCUAACCAAAUUGCUCUUAUUUUAGUAAAUGCACUCUAAAGAAUUGGAUUGAUAAUCCCUACACUCAAAAAGACUUUUAAUCCAGACGUGCUCAUCUGCUGAUCGGAGCAAAAAAAUGCACAAGGUCAUUUAUAUUAUGCUUUGUAAAUACAAAUAUAAAAUCAGUCCCCGGUUCAUAGCCAUGGUUGUUUCACAUAAUUCCCUCCAGUGUUUUUCAAUCCUGCAUUUUUUUAUGAAGCAAUAUCAUUUAGUUAUGGAUGCAGAAAUCAGUAACUGUAGGCAGAAUGGGAAUGUACUGAUGAGAUGUGAUGGAGCAGCUUCUCCCACUGCCCUGCCUGAUUGUUUGAUUUGAUACAGAAAACAGAACUAUGUUUACUGUGUAAACACCACAUAGACAUAUGGUUGUAUACGCCGUCAGGGCAGGCUGGGAGAAGUUUGUUUUUCCAGCCCGCUGUCGCAAGCUCUCACCUAACUAGAAAUGUGUCGUGAUGAACACCUUUGUGAGUGUAAUUUGGUAGAUAUUACAUAUUGUUUCUUGCCUUUUUAACAGUGCAAUUAGUAAAUCACAAGAUGCGUUUGUGAAGUAAGAACAAAAGUCUUAGGGAGGUGUUGAGUAGAGCUGGGUAUUGACAUUCUUGCAUACAUUGAGGCUGAGCUCCACCCCCCUUUUCCCUCUAUUUGCAAAGCAGUAAAUCCCUUCACAUUUAUGUUACUUUGUUUUUUCUUUUUCUUGCACACUAAUCAGAAGAAAUCAAUUAGCAGCAUGGAUUAAUUCCUAAUGACACACAUCCCUAAAUGCUUCAUUCAAUUUUGAGAAAAUUGGUUAUUUAAUAGUUAGGAAAAAUUUUUGAUAGCAAAAACAGUACAGCAACAGGUAUUGACAUAACUUUAGAUAGAUAGAACUUUUCCCAUGUUGAAAAUAGCACAUUCUUUAUUGGAUGACUCCACUUUUGCUGCAGCCAGUUUACUGAAACUUCUGGCCCGGGGGCUGACUUCUACAUGUCUUAGGAAUCAUCAACAGUAUUUUUGUAAGUUUGUUAGAAGCUGCUAAUUUGAAUGUUGCUUUUUAUAACAGAGUAAAGAGCUUGUGUGUUUUAAUAUGGGGUUGUUUCCUCAGCCAACAGAGUGAGAUGAUUUUAGGUAGUCGGUGUAGGUUGUAUAGUGCAGAGGAGAUGGAGGUGCGUUAUAGGAAAUUAGAUACUAAUUGUAUUAUAUUGAUUAGAAGUAAGAGAAGUUUGUGAAUGUAUUCAUUUGGCUUCUGGAUUUAUGAAAAGGUUGAGCCGGUCUGCGUGUGUCUUUAGGACAUUGUUGUUUUGCAUACAGAGCAGGCAAGCUGCAAAAUUUACAGUAUUGUGAAAUAAUUGUGAAUUGUGAAAUAUAUUUAGUGAAACAAACUCAUGUUUAUAUUUAUAAGACAAUUAAACCAAACUAAGCUGUGUGUGAAAAGUCAGAGAACGUGGGUUUAUGCUGUGUGCUUUUUAUAUUGUUCAUAGAUUAUCUUGUUUGGAUUACUCGUUGUGGACACAAACAAACAAAAUCCCCAUUAAUGCCCCAUGCUUUAAAUUUCGAUGAGAUUCUAUUUGGAGUGUUAGAGAUAUCAAUAAGGAGAUGAAUGUUGCCUAGAAGUGAUGUUUACAAUCCUACUCCUUAUUUGAGAUAUUCAAUGAAUAACAUUACUGACUCAGUUGUGUUGACAUUUUACACGCUUGUAAGCAAACGUACAUGUUUGGGGAUUUUUUCGGGAACGCAGAGGUGGAUAUUCAAGCCGAUAACAAAUGUAACUUAUUCUUGACAAAGGCAGCUCAUCUGCAUAUAAAUAAAGGUGUUGUGUUCAAACCUCUUUACGACCCAGGUUUAUCAAAACUUUAACCGAGCUCACUGGAGCAGCUAGUUUGGGCUUUGUUUUGAUAAAAAGAAAAUGACAAUGUGUUACCAUAAAUGCACUUAAAGGGAAAUGGAAUGAGCUGAAUUCCCUAUAAUGAUUAUGUAGUUGUCAUUUUAGAAAUAUUUAUUCACUUCAGGCAGAAAAUGGCUAUUACUAAAGUGAAAAUGUUUGAUAAAUGUAUAGUAGUUAUUUAUUUAAAAAAUAACCACAAAGUCAGGCUGGAAUUGCAACACAUCCCCAGACUCCAGUGUUUUUUUUUUAUUCACAGUGUUGUUAACAUAAGCUCAUCCACUCAGUGCCAACUUUCUCUUAUCUUUUAUUUCAAGUGCUACUGCAUUUUUGACCAGGGGUGGAUAAACACUACAUACUUUUGGUUAAACUGAAGUCAUGUCUACAUGAAAAAAUAAAAGAUUCAAAUGAAUUGUGUUUUUCGUAAGUUGUUGAACAAUGGCAACAUUGUGUAAAUGUGAUAAAGAUGGCUUAAAUUCCUCGUUUUCUAAAGGGACCCUUGUAGAGAUUAUCCACCCUCCGGGAGAUUUGAUCGUUACUGAAUUACUUUUAAUGAACAUGACUUUGUUAAAGCUUUGUUGUUUUGUUUUUCCUCUGAUUUUCAGAACUGUAGAAUGUAAUUUGAUGCUUUAUAUUGGUGUGAUAAUGGAAGAUGGUUUUAUAUUUGGAUAUUUGAUUCUCUAUUUAAUAUUUUCACUCAGCUUUGUGAAAUAUCAGAAUAUACUCUAUGGCUCUAGUUGUUUGGAAAAUACAGUAUGUUUUGAAGUUGCUUCAUGGUGAGAGUUGAUGACGGGUGGGUGUGGGGGGGGUAAACAUCUACUUCAGGAACAUUUUAUGUUAAAUUACUUUUUUUGCCCACAAAUUAGCUUUAGAUGAGGCUCAGUCAUUACAUAAUUAGACAAGAUGUUUUACUCCCAGAACGGUUUGAUAACUGAAUUGCUCAGAUUGUGCCACAGUAGGAUUCAAACAGGAUUCAACAUUGUUUUGUCACUGACACUGGAGCCUUGUUCACAGGCUUUUUAGAGGCUCCCAACAGACCUGGCAGCAAGAACAAGCUCAGUUCUGGCCAAACAUAGUUCUUCUCAUCUCCCAAUUAAUGAAUCUUUAGCUUCUCACUCCAAAUUGGCCCUUGGCAAUGCCUGUAAAAGCAAAUAUCUGGGCUGAUCUGUGGCCAUUGGAAACAGUAAAGAGAAAGCAAAUGGGCAGUGUUAACAGGAUGCUCCCUGUGCAUUUAAAAUAUACAGUGUUUAUCAGAGGACACAAGAAACAAAGAGUAGGGAGAUUUUUAGAAGAGCCUGGGGAAAGGGUUUACAUAUACAUUAUAGGUGUAUGUGUUUUAUCAUUUUCAAUUGUUCUGGAGCAAUAAAAAACAUUUAAUAUUGUGUGAUUAAAAGUAUAAUAUGCAGUAUUUUCCUAAAAAAUCAUGUUCAGACUAAUACCAAAAUAAUCCCUCUCAAUUAUCACUUAUGACCCACUAUAGGUGUGUGGCGGUCUCUGUAUCUGCAGACCUCGCCCCUCUGCCUCUAUUUUGUCUUCUUAUUUUUCUGUGUGCGGGAUUUUAUUGGGCUCUAGUCCUGGGUUCUCAUUCCCAGGUUUGUCCUUGGUGUCUCAUGUGACGCUCAAGUGUAUGACACACAGGAUGAAGCUCUGCAAUCACGGGAAAUCAGGCAAUGCCUCUCUUUCCUGCGACGUGUGGGUGUGUUUAUUUGUGCUUUAGAAUGUAACCGCCGUGAAACCAUCAGAAAAUAAUGUUUUAUUCCUCUGAUUCAGGGCUUGUUUGACACUCCCUCUCUUCAUUCCCUCUCUAGCUCGCUUGACCACUGCUUUGUUCUUUCUUUCUGUCUCUCUCUCUCUCUCUCUCUUUCUCUCUGGUUAAUUGAUGUGGGUAGGGGGGGCAAGUUAAACGCUGUGUUCACAAACACCAAUCAACAAAAGCUAGACUACGUAUUAUACCUUUUCAAGUACUCGCUAACAAUCCACUUAUUUAUCUUAAAUUAAAAUCCC
Molecule: messenger RNA, 13053 nt
Organism: Etheostoma spectabile (orangethroat darter)
Lineage: Eukaryota; Metazoa; Chordata; Actinopteri; Perciformes; Percidae
Gene: grm5b
Product: glutamate receptor, metabotropic 5b
Exons: 18
Coding region: 1231-5025 (1264 amino acids)
Biological process (GO): G protein-coupled receptor signaling pathway
Cellular component (GO): membrane
Molecular function (GO): G protein-coupled receptor activity
Source: RefSeq, a predicted model, not a curated record